Messenger RNA from Paramacrobiotus metropolitanus, 1398 nucleotides. RefSeq names its product clusterin-associated protein 1-like. The transcript has 9 exons. Lineage: Eukaryota; Metazoa; Tardigrada; Eutardigrada; Parachela; Macrobiotidae. The coding region runs from base 163 to 1305 and encodes 380 amino acids. Gene Ontology annotation, cellular component: cilium; centrosome; intraciliary transport particle B. The record is from RefSeq and is a predicted model, not a curated record. Gene Ontology annotation, biological process: cilium assembly.
UAACUGGAUUGCACAGUUGUACAUAAUACCUGUGUUGCCAACUCCAGUUGUGCACAGUUUUACAUUUUUCUCUCUUUUGCGGUAGCUUUUUCAGUCAAGGAUUGGAGGUCUUUCAUCGCACUUUUUUUGUAGCAAAUGUCCAGUUAAUGCAUAUGGAACAGAAUGUCCUACAAGGAGACCAAAGAAUUUGUGGAGAUCCUUGCCGAACUGGAAUGUCCAGAAAGCAUCCAGGUCGAUUCCUUUCAGUAUCCAAACUUCGUGCUGAUAGCUAAAUUACUACAUUGGCUAAUUCUCAAGUGCGAUGCUGCAUUUCAGCUUCCGCUGGAAAUCGAAGCUGAGCAAGACAGAAUCUUUUUUCUCAAGGCCGGAACUGAUCACAUGGCCGACCGUUACAGCAUAAUUUUGGAUCCAAGAAAGCUGUACAUGGCAGAUGGCCACGCUGUGCGAGAAAUGCUAAAAAUUGCCCGCGUACUGCAUCAAGCGUUGGCAAGCGUGAGCAAUCCAUCCAAAGAUGUGCCCGCUUUUCAUGAGGAUGCUAAAAACAAGGCAAUUGCCAAGAUCAUGGACUUGAAGGCAUUUCGAAAGGAACAAGGCGAUCUUGUCUUGUCCAGCGCAGAAAUGUUUGACCUUCUCCGUAAAGAACCGGAAAAUCACGUUAUGCGUCUUAACGCCUUAAAUCUGAAAAUGGAUCCAUUAAAAGUGGAUGAGAUGUUAGCAAAAUCUGUUAGCGACGCUGAGGAACUAACCAAAGAUUAUUCUGAAAAGUUUGAAAAUAUUGCAUAUGACAAAGCCAAUCUGGAAGCAAAAAUUCGUAAGCGCGAAGAAGAAUUUGAUCGGCUACAAAAACGCUACCAGACGGUGCAGAAUUCCAAACCAGGUUUCCUGGACGAGACGGAUAAAUUGCAAGUGGAACUGAAAAAGCUAUACGAACGUUACUGUGUUCGAUACCGGAACUUGAUAGGAUUGGAGGAUCAAGUGAAAACCAUGGAAGAAGAUCUGGAAAAGAAAAAACAAACAAUUCAGGGAAAGGAUGAAUCGGAAACCCAGCGCAUUGACGAUUUAGGUAUGCUGGGAUUAGACAAUACAGCCAUCGACGACGGCUUCAACGAUGGCUCACCGGAAGACGAACCGGAACCGGAACGACGUCGCAUGCGGGGAUUGGUAGUCCGGGAAAACGCUAUCGACGAAGUCAGUGUACAUUCACGCGAUUCACCAGAUUCGGAGCGAGCCACUAGCGCCAACCAGAUCUCAGUCGCCAACAGAAUCAACGGAAACCCACCCGAACUAAGCGACGAUGAUUUUUAGAACGUCUCUGAUGAUCUUCUCGCAUUUCAUGUAAUUCUUGCCACACUAUGAUAAAUUAGCCGCAGACUUCAGGUUUUAUUCAGUUCAGUAAAA